Molecule: messenger RNA, 900 nt
Organism: Colletotrichum higginsianum IMI 349063
Lineage: Eukaryota; Fungi; Ascomycota; Sordariomycetes; Glomerellales; Glomerellaceae
Product: C2H2 transcription factor
Exons: 1
Coding region: 1-900 (299 amino acids)
Biological process (GO): regulation of transcription by RNA polymerase II
Cellular component (GO): PcG protein complex; transcription regulator complex
Molecular function (GO): RNA polymerase II cis-regulatory region sequence-specific DNA binding; DNA-binding transcription factor activity, RNA polymerase II-specific
Source: RefSeq, a predicted model, not a curated record
AUGCACGCUCGAGACGCCACUGGCCGUCAGGUCUCCCUUCUCAACGACGAACCUGCCGUCCAAUCCAUUCCUCAGCGCCCCAGUUACCAUGCAGCUAGCCAGGUCAUCUCACAACCUUUUCACCCGGCGCCGCGCAGCAACUCCUCUUCACCCCACACCCCCGAACUCCUUCGUUCAGACUCGUACGACUCCAACGCGAGCAGUGAUCCCCUUUCGCCCAUGACUCCUACCUCCUAUGAUCCGAGCAGAGCCAGCGCAUUUCCUGGACAGCCCAUCUACGACGAGUACGACAUGCCCUCGAAGCGCCCAGCCUACGCGAACAGUAGCCGUGCAAACUCAUACGAAGACGACAGCUCAGCGACAUCACCUUUGCCCGAACGCCCUGGAAAGAGAUAUCCUUGCCGUUACCGCGACAGCCAUGGCUGCGAAAAGACUUUCACCACCUCUGGACACGCUUCCCGUCAUUCCAAGAUCCACACCGCUGAGAAGGCGGUGCAGUGCACAUUUCAUGGCUGCCAAAAGAAGUUCACUAGAGCCGACAACAUGAAGCAGCAUCUCGAGACUCACUACAAGGACAAGUCUCGUUCCACUGCCUCUGCCAAGGCCACUGCUCGCUCCUCACUGGGCGGACUCUCAUCUUCGGGCCGCCGAUCUUCAUCUUCUUCCGCCAGAGUCGCCGCCAGCACCCGUGCUCCUCGCGAUCAACCCAUGUGGGAAGGGGAGUCCCCUUACGGAUACCCUCCUGGCCAGGCACCGCUCCCGUCUCCUGCUGCCACCGGCGCAUGGGAUAUGCGUGGUCUGAACCUGCCCCUGCUCAACCGCCCUAGUGCAGUGAGGACACCCAGCAGCGGUCUGGACGCAUUGGCUAUGGCUGUCGCAUGUCAAGAGGGCAGCGCGUAA